GAGCAGGGCCACCCCGAUCCACUACCCAAUCUCUACUCGUUGCAUUCAUGGAUCGGCUUGAGCGUUGUCGUCUUCUACUUUAUACAGUAUUUGUCCGGUUUUACGACAUUCUUCUUCCCUGGUUGGAGUAUACCGAUGCGCCAGUUAGUUCUACCGUUCCAUCAAGCAUUUGGCUUAAUCAUCCUCUGCUUCGUCGCCGUCACCGCUAGCGUGGGAAUUUCGGAACAAGCAGCGUGGCAUCACAAAUGCUGGACUGUUGACCAUGUUCUGUGUGGUGAGCAUGCAGUUAGCACAUUGGUCGGUGUUUCGAUCCUCAUCUUCGUCACAUGCGUUGUGGCCAUUGUCCUCAAUCCUCGAUGGCGCCGUCUUCCUUUGCCUGAAGAAGAAUCACUGCAUCAUCUUACUAAUACGGAUUAG
This is a messenger RNA of Gongylonema pulchrum, 417 nucleotides long. NCBI's taxonomy places the organism in Eukaryota, Metazoa, Nematoda, Chromadorea, Rhabditida, Gongylonematidae. The record is from the annotation of a GenBank genome assembly.